Molecule: messenger RNA, 201 nt
Organism: Racocetra persica
Lineage: Eukaryota; Fungi; Glomeromycota; Glomeromycetes; Diversisporales; Gigasporaceae
Source: the annotation of a GenBank genome assembly
AUGGUUGGUGAAGGUUCAAGAGAAAAAAAGGUGUUCAAGAAAUGGAAGACGUGCAAGUAUUGGUUAGGUGGCAUUAUGAACGUGCGAAAUUAUGAGGUAAAAGCUAAGAGUAGUGCAACGGCACCUCAAAGGAUUAAUGGUAUUGGUAAGCAAGAAUUAGCUUCACACCUUAUGUUGGUGGAAAUUAGGCCCGAAGUGGCA